Lemur catta (Ring-tailed lemur) is the source of this 939-nucleotide messenger RNA. RefSeq names its product olfactory receptor 4E1. The coding region runs from base 1 to 939 and encodes 312 amino acids. Gene Ontology annotation, biological process: G protein-coupled receptor signaling pathway. Lineage: Eukaryota; Metazoa; Chordata; Mammalia; Primates; Lemuridae. Gene Ontology annotation, molecular function: olfactory receptor activity; G protein-coupled receptor activity. The transcript has a single exon. The record is from RefSeq and is a predicted model, not a curated record. Gene Ontology annotation, cellular component: membrane.
AUGGAAGAGGCUAAUCAAACUUCUUUCGUGGCAUAUUUUCGGCUUAGAGGUUUAUCUGUAAAUCAGAAGGUGCAGAUGGCUGUGUUUUCCAUGUUCCUCAUUUUCUAUGUCCUGACACUGAUUGGGAACAUCCUCAUUGUCAUAACUAUCAUCUAUGACCGCCAGCUCCAUACCCCCAUGUAUUUCUUCCUCAGCAACCUGUCCUUUAUUGAUGUCUGCCACUCCACUGUCACUGUCCCCAAGAUGCUGAUAGACACCUGGUCAGAGAAAAAGCUCAUCUCUUUUGACGACUCUGUGACCCAGAUGUUCUUCUUGCACCUCUUUGCCUGCACAGAAAUCUUCCUCCUCACUGUCAUGGCCUAUGAUCGGUAUGUGGCCAUUUGUAAACCCCUGCAGUACAUGAUAGUGAUGAACUGGAAGGUAUGUGUGCUGCUGGCUGUGGCCCUCUGGACAGGGGGCACCAUCCACUCCAUAGCCCUGACCUCCCUCACCAUCAAGCUUCCCUACUGUGGUCCUGAUGAGAUUGACAGCUUCUUCUGUGAUGUACCUCAGGUGAUCAAACUGGCCUGCACUGAUACCCACAUCAUUGAGAUCCUCAUUGUCUCCAACAGUGGGCUUAUCUCCGUGGUCUGUUUCGUUGUCCUUGUGGUGUCCUAUGCAGUCAUCCUGGUGAGUCUGAGGCAGCAAAUCUCCGAGGGCAGACGGAAGGCCCUGUCCACCUGUGCAGCCCACCUCACCGUUGUCACACUGUUCCUGGGACACUGCAUCUUCAUCUACUCUCGCCCAUCCACCAGCCUCCCAGAGGACAAAGUGGUGUCUGUGUUCUUCACUGCUGUCACCCCCCUGCUGAACCCCAUUAUCUAUACCCUUAGGAAUGAAGACAUGAAGAGUGCCUUGAACAAGUUAACGGGGAGGAAGGACAGGAAAGAAGAAAAAUGA